Punctularia strigosozonata HHB-11173 SS5 is the source of this 950-nucleotide messenger RNA. RefSeq names its product ACN9-domain-containing protein. The transcript is spliced from 4 exons. Lineage: Eukaryota; Fungi; Basidiomycota; Agaricomycetes; Corticiales; Punctulariaceae. The record is from RefSeq and is a predicted model, not a curated record. Gene Ontology annotation, cellular component: mitochondrion; mitochondrial intermembrane space. Gene Ontology annotation, biological process: mitochondrial respiratory chain complex II assembly; succinate metabolic process. Bases 64 to 501 code for a protein of 145 amino acids.
CGACGGUCCACCACACACUUGCGCCCAACGUAUAAAGAGCACAACGGCUGACUGAGAUUCGCGAUGCGUUCCUCCCUCCAACGACUCGCCCAGUCUGUGACGACCCGGCCGCUAAACCUCCGCGAGGCGAGCGCGACGCUCCUCCCUCCCAAGCCGCUCCUGAGGCGGCUGCUACGGGCACACAGGCUCCUGCCCUACGAGAUGCGUUCCCUGGGCGAUGACUACGUCAAGUCCGAGUUUCGAAGACACAGGACGUCGGAUAACCCGGUGCACAUCAUCGGCUUCCUCUCGCAGUGGAAGAUGUACCUCGACCAGCUGCCUACUGGUGCGGAGGACGCAGAACACUUUUCGGGAAAGAAGAUGGACCCGACCGUGUUUGAGAAGAUGUCCAACGAACAAGUUGGCCAGCUAUACGAACUCAUGCACGCGACGAAGGAGAUAUGGAAGCCUGUCGAACAGCUCCGGAACGACGCGGCAAAUCAUCCGAAAGACAAAAGUUGAAUGCACCCAUUCGUCAGGUUGUCUUUGUGGUCACAUUGUCCGGAUCUUCUAUCGCUUACCCUUGUAGCGUAUCGCAUUUGCGCAACCUCGGCUCUCUUCUUCGAACCCUCUACGUGCUCGCGUGCUCGCGAUCCACCAGCACCGGACCCUUUGGUGGAAUGGAUACGUCUUCGAGCUCCGACAUCCUCUGGCACCAUUGUUGCAACCAUUGUGGUCUUCUGGGGGUGGAUUAUCUCGAGACUUCCACCACAACAUGUUCGAGGCACACCAUAUGCGCGCGUAUCAUUCAUGCUGUGCACUAUUCAACGUGUUCCACCGUGGCCGCGCGCGUGGAGACUCCACGAAGUCAUCUUGAUUUUGACUACUAAUUUUUUCCAGGUUCGUUCCUACGGGUCUCCAGGGCCUGGCUCCCGGCGCCCUGUCUUCGCGGAGAUCAAUUCAGCGUCAAG